AUGAGAAUCAGCAACUUGGUUAUCGCGGCCUCUGCUGCCGGCAUGGUCAACGCUCUCCCUAAGCGUGAGAUGAAGAAGCGUGCUUCCUCUGGUUUCACCUUCUUCGGUGUUAGCGAGUCUGGUGCUGAGUUUGGUUCCGGCGUUGGUACUCUGGGAACCACAUACACCUGGCCUACGACCAGCCAGAUCCAGAUCCUGAGAGAUGCGGGCAUGAACAUGUUCCGUAUUCCCUUCCUGAUGGAGCGUCUUACUCCCGACAGCAUCACCGGCUCUUUUGCUUCUGCCUACCUUAGCGACCUCAAAUCGACCGUCCAAUUCGUCACCGACAGCGGAGCUUACGCCGUCCUCGAUCCCCACAACUAUGGAAGAUACAACGGAAACAUCAUCACUUCCACCUCUGAUUUCCAGACCUGGUGGAAGAACGUUGCCGCUGAGUUCGCUGACAACGACAAGGUCAUCUUUGAUACCAACAACGAGUACCAUGAUAUGGAGCAGUCCUUGGUCCUGAGCCUCAACCAGGCCGCCAUUGACGGUAUCCGUGCCGCAGGCGCCACGACUCAGUACAUCUUUGUUGAGGGUAACAGCUACUCCGGUGCCUGGACCUGGACCGAGAACAACGAUGACCUCUCCGGCCUGACCGAUACCGAGGACAAGAUCAUCUACGAGAUGCACCAGUACCUCGACUCCGAUGCCUCUGGUACCUCGGAGACUUGCGUCAGCUCCACCAUCGGUAAGGAGCGUCUCGAGAGCGCCACCGAGUGGCUCCAGACCAACAACAAGAAGGGUGUUAUUGGAGAAUUCGCCGGUGGUGUCAACUCCGUCUGUGAGGAGGCUGUGGAGGGCAUGCUUUCCUACAUGUCCGAGAACAGCGAUGUCUGGGUUGGUGCCUCUUGGUGGUCUGCCGGUCCCUGGUGGGGAUCCUACAUGUACAGCCUGCAGCCCUCCGAUGGCCCGGCUUACUCGACUUACCUUCCCAUCCUGGAGAAGUACUUCCCUGAUGGUGACUCUGCCACCUCUGCUUCCAGCUCCGCUGCUACCUCUGUCGCUGCCGCCACCUCCGCAGCCACCUCCGCAGCCACCUCCGCUGUCUCUGCUGUUCAGCAGACCACCACCGCUGCUCCCCACCCUCAGGUCUCGACCACUUCCGCCGUUUCCGUCGCUGCCGCCGCUCCCAGCAGCAGCUCUUCCGCUACCACCUUUGCCACCUCCACCAAGUCUAAGUCCCCCUGCAAGCUGCACAGCACCAGCAGCGCUGCUUCCGCGGCUGCCACCAGUGCUGUUGUUGCCACCGAGCCUACUACCUCCGCUGUUGUUGCCAGCCAGCCUACCUCCACCGCUGUUGUUGUCAAGCAGCCUACCACCACCGCUGUUGCUGUUGCCGCCACCACCCCUGCCGUCGUUCCUAGCCCCGUCACCUCCAGUGUGGCUGCUGCCAGCGGCAGCGCCGGUGUCAGCGACCCCCAGGGUGCCCUGGCUACCAACGCUGCUGGCCAGGUCAAUGAGUACUACCAGUGCGGUGGACUUAACUGGACCGGUCCCACUGAGUGCGCCAGCCCCUACACCUGCGUGAAGCAGAACGACUACUACUACCAGUGUGUCGCCUCCUCUAACUAA
Molecule: messenger RNA, 1614 nt
Organism: Aspergillus aculeatus ATCC 16872
Lineage: Eukaryota; Fungi; Ascomycota; Eurotiomycetes; Eurotiales; Aspergillaceae
Gene: egl3
Product: putative extracellular endoglucanase/cellulase
Exons: 5
Coding region: 1-1614 (537 amino acids)
Biological process (GO): glucan catabolic process
Cellular component (GO): extracellular region
Molecular function (GO): cellulose binding; hydrolase activity, hydrolyzing O-glycosyl compounds
Source: RefSeq, a predicted model, not a curated record